This is a messenger RNA of Penicillium antarcticum, 837 nucleotides long. RefSeq names its product nucleosome assembly factor ASF1 (gene asf1). The transcript is spliced from 4 exons. Lineage: Eukaryota; Fungi; Ascomycota; Eurotiomycetes; Eurotiales; Aspergillaceae. The coding region runs from base 1 to 837 and encodes 278 amino acids. Gene Ontology annotation, molecular function: histone binding. The record is from RefSeq and is a predicted model, not a curated record. Gene Ontology annotation, biological process: nucleosome disassembly; nucleosome assembly; DNA replication-dependent chromatin assembly. Gene Ontology annotation, cellular component: nucleus.
AUGUCCGUCGUCUCCCUUCUCGGGGUGAAAAUCCUCAACAACCCGGCCGCCUUCACCGACUCUUACCGGUUUGAGAUUACCUUCGAGUGCUUGGAACAACUCCAGAAAGACCUCGAAUGGAAGCUCACCUACGUCGGUUCCGCCACUUCCUCUGAGUAUGACCAAGAGCUCGACUCCCUCCUCGUCGGCCCUAUCCCGGUCGGAGUGAACAAGUUCAUCUUCGAGGCCGAUGCGCCUGAUGUCAACCGCAUCCCCAGCUCGGAGAUGUUGGGCGUCACUGUCAUCCUCCUCACUUGCAGCUACGAUAGCCGGGAGUUCGUCCGCGUUGGAUACUACGUUAACAACGAGUAUGACAACGAAGAAUUAGCAACCGAUCCCCCUUCCAAACCCAUCAUCGAGCGCAUUCGCCGCAAUGUCCUUGCUGAGAAGCCCCGUGUGACCCGCUUUGCGAUUAAAUGGGAUACCGAGGACUCUGCCCCCGCUGAGUACCCGCCUGACCAGCCCGAGGCUGAUGGCCAGGCCGAUGACAGCGGUACCUACGGUGCUGAGGAACGUGAGCUCGAGGAAGCUCUCCUCAAGGAGCUCCAGGAGUCUGACAAGCCUGCCGAGGGCGAGGACCACGAGAUGGAGGGCGCUGACGCCCCCGCUGGCAAGGAGGAUGAGGAAGAGGAGGCCUCCGAUGCCGAGAGUGAGGACCUAGAGGCUGAGAGUGAUGAUGAUGAGGACGACCUUGAUGAGGAGGAGGGUGGUGAAGGUGAUGAGGAUGUCGAGAUGGGCGAUGACUCCGAGCAGAAGGCCGCUCACCCGGCCCAUCAGACUGAGGUCAUGGCGCACUAG